This is a messenger RNA of Drosophila elegans, 680 nucleotides long. RefSeq lists its product as uncharacterized. Bases 218 to 640 code for a protein of 140 amino acids. The record is from RefSeq and is a predicted model, not a curated record. The transcript has 2 exons. NCBI's taxonomy places the organism in Eukaryota, Metazoa, Arthropoda, Insecta, Diptera, Drosophilidae.
UUCAGCUUUUUUGUAAAAUCGAUUUUUGACUUGAGUAGUUCUUUAAAUUCAUAAACUAAAAAUGUUUAAUACAUAAGACUGUUGAAUAUAUAAACAUCAAAACUUAAUUGGGCUAACGGAAGGUAUCCCAAAAUGGGUUCUACCCAAUCUAAGCAGGCCAACUCAAAUUGUCAUUCCAAUUCCAAUUUUUAUUUCCAUUUCUCAUUGAUUUGUGAAUAUGGGUGCAGAGCAAUCAGCCUUGUUGGUCUGCACUCAGACAGGAAAGCCGGAAGAACCUCUGGAACUGGUCAACUCGGAACUGUUUUUCCGAUUGUACUUUGAAAAUAUGCGAGAGCCAGUUACAGGACCCGUAACAGAAGCGCUUUUGCUCUUGGCAGAAAAUGUACAAAGUACCGGGGAAAACGUCAAUGGUGGCCAAAAUAUGGAUUUCAACGAAGAAAGUGAAAGCGGCUUCAAUUCGGACUAUAGCGAAGAGUGUGAAGUAUCGAGUCUUACUCUAUCGACAGGUACCGAGUCUGAUGUUGAGAUAGAGCCUUUGCAGAUAGCCGAAUUUGAUUCCAUGGACGAGGACGAUAUGCCUAAUCCCGAAUUGGAUGAGCCCCAUGCGGAUGAACUUCCAAUUUUCGACUCUCUUGAGUAAAUUAUGUUAAUUUAACAUAUGAAUUUAUGUACAGAACUAA